Messenger RNA from Cajanus cajan (pigeon pea), 681 nucleotides. NCBI's taxonomy places the organism in Eukaryota, Viridiplantae, Streptophyta, Magnoliopsida, Fabales, Fabaceae. The record is from RefSeq and is a predicted model, not a curated record.
AUGGAGGCAACCCUGUUAGACCAUUGGAAGAGCAUGCCGAUCGAGAACUAUGACGGGUCCACUAACCCCGAGGAGCACUUGAACGUUUUCCUGACACAAGCGACCCUCUCUACUCAAGAUGACUCGGCCUUGUGUCGGAUAUUCCCCACAUCGUUGAAAGGAAGGGCUCUGAGCUGGUUCACGCCAUUGCCGAGAGCUUCCAUUGACUCGUUUAGCGAGUUGUCGUCCCAAUUCGCUCUUCAGUUCACGACGAGCAAACCGUACAGGACAACCUCACUAGCAUUGGCGGGGGUUUGUCAGGAGAAGAAGGAAAGUUUGAGAAGCUUCAUGGAACGAUUCAAUAAGAUCGCCAUGGAGAUCGGCGACCUUAACCCAGCCGUGGCAAUGGAUCGGCUGAGCACUGCCCUCAGGCCGGGGCCAUUUAUGAAUAGCUUGUGUAAGAAACCGCCCGGUGAUAUGAACGAUCUCCGACGUCGAGCCGAGAAGUACAUGCAAAUGGAAGAAUUGGCAAAGACUAGAAAUCAGGCCAGAGCCGAGGAUGGGUAUGGACGAAAAGAACCGAGUCGAGACCCAAUGAGAAAGGCGAAUGCCGAGCCCUCAAAUAGAAAGGCAAAUGCCGAGCCCUCAAAUGCUCGUCCCCCGAGAGGACCACGUUACACAAUGUAUACAAGACAUUUUUAA